This is a messenger RNA of Micromonas commoda, 864 nucleotides long. RefSeq lists its product with no specific name. The record is from RefSeq and is a predicted model, not a curated record. Gene Ontology annotation, biological process: cytochrome complex assembly. Gene Ontology annotation, cellular component: plasma membrane. Gene Ontology annotation, molecular function: heme binding. NCBI's taxonomy places the organism in Eukaryota, Viridiplantae, Chlorophyta, Mamiellophyceae, Mamiellales, Mamiellaceae. The transcript has 2 exons. Bases 1 to 864 code for a protein of 287 amino acids.
AUGCUCGCGGGCAACCUCACCCUCGCCUCGCUCCUCGCCGCGCGUUGGGUCGAAUCCGGACACUUUCCCCUCUCCAACAUGUACGAGUCGCUGCUCUUCCUCGCGUGGGGGGUCACCGGCGUCCACCUCGUCGUCACCGAGAGGGACGGCUACAGCAAGAGCGCGGUGCCCGGUGCGCUCGCGGCGCCCACGGCGCUCAUGGUCGUGGCGGGCGCCACCCUCGCGCUUCCCCCGGAGCUGCAACGCGCGAGCGCGCUGGUCCCCGCGUUGAAGAGCAACUGGCUCAUGAUGCACGUGAGCGUGAUGAUGCUCUCUUACGCGACACUGCUUGUGGGCUCCCUGUCGUGCGUGUCGUUCUUGCUGGUGGACGCCACGCAGGGGUUCGAGGGGGCGAAGGGCGCGCUGGGGUUCCUCGAUGGGCUCUCGGAGGGCAAGGUGCGGCGCCGGAACCGGCCGCGCGUGGGCGCGGACGGGACGGUCGCCGCGGUGAUGGACGCCGGCGAGUUUCCCGACGAUGCGAGCCCCGUGUUGGCGGGCGCGGACCUGAUGCGCGAGAUGGACAAUUUGGCGUACCGGUGCCUCGGCGCCGGGUUCGCGCUUCUCACCGCGGGGCUCAUCAGCGGCGCCGUGUGGGCCAACGAGGCGUGGGGUUCGUACUGGUCCUGGGAUCCCAAGGAGACGUGGGCGCUCAUCACCUGGCUCGUGUACGCCACGUACCUGCACUCGAGGCUGGUGGCGGGCAAGAGCAAGAAGGAGGUUGCGACGGUUGGGGCGCUGGGGUUCGUCGUCGUGUGGGUGUGCUACGUCGGCGUGAACCUGUGGGGCGUCGGUCUGCACUCCUACGGCUGGUUCGCCAACAAGUGA